Dioszegia hungarica is the source of this 954-nucleotide messenger RNA. RefSeq lists its product as uncharacterized. The transcript has 2 exons. The record is from RefSeq and is a predicted model, not a curated record. Bases 1 to 954 code for a protein of 317 amino acids. Lineage: Eukaryota; Fungi; Basidiomycota; Tremellomycetes; Tremellales; Bulleribasidiaceae.
AUGGACCCGCUACCCAAUCGUCGGAGACUCGCACCGACCGCCUCGCUCCCUGCUACAACAGCAGAGGUGCAGGCUCAGCGGCAUGGUAUAGACCCAGCAGUCAGCUCGGCGCUCCAGGGUGGGGUUCCCAUGCGUAUCAGGCGAGCAAUCAAUACCGGCCGAGACUCCACAUUCGGCCGUACCCAAUCUCAACCCGUCUUCAACCUCUCAUCCUCCUCCUCGGGCGCUCCCGGCGGUUUCCUGACGAACGACCAGAUCUACCGAGAAGCGCAGGGUAUCGUCUACAAAGACGAGCUCCGGCGGCAAGCGCGGGAGUUGCAGCCGUAUGGUUCGGGCGGGAGUAUGGAUGCUUUAGACUUGGCAAACGGGUCUGGAGGCAGAGAGGAGGGUGGCAGGGAAAUGCGGCUGAGGUUUGGGGAGGACGGCGAGGUCAUUAUGGAGGGAGAGGAGACCGGCGGGUCGGGAAGCAAGAGCAAGAGCAAGAGUAAAAGGGGACGCGUUGAGGAUUGGGGAUUGAGCCAAGGCAAAAAAAGGGGAGUAGAGGUGGAUGAUGCGCAGGCGGACGGUGGAGAAGGGAGCGACACCGCCACGGAAAUCGACGAGGACGAGGACCGGCCCCCACUCGACCCAAGUACCUCGGCCUCCGUCUCGGGGUCCACGAUGGAUGAAUUCCCACCGGUAUUCACCUCACCGGCAAUCUCGCACCCUGCGCUGUUCAGGCAGGAUCGGCUCCCGGCGGUCCCUUCGGCGUCGGGCGGGCGGGCGAAAGGUGGAUUCGCUGGACAGGGAGGAAGGCAGAUGAGGGGUCUACCGGGACGGGCGUUGGGCAAGACGAUGAGUGCGCCGGUGCUCAUGGGUGGGGGCGGAGGCAUGGAGGUGGAUGUGCCGGAGACGGUACAGGAAGGGGAAGAUGGGUUUGAUGUAAGCGAGUGGGCGGGACAGACGGAUUUCUAG